AUGCUUGAUGAUUCCCAAGACCCUCAUCGUCCACAUAAAAUGAACCGGCGCAAUCAGGUCAUACAGUAUGAUGAAGUAGGGGACCGUGCGGGUGUUGUGGGCAGAGAGAGGAGGGCGGCGAUGAAGAAGAAGAGGAUGAAGCCAACGGGCAGCCAUUUGUCCUUCAACCGAGGGAUGUUCUUCAAGAGCCUCGCACCAUCUGCCCCUUCACUCACUCAUCCUCUUACCAUUGUCUCCAUGAUUUCGACCAUGCCCAAUGGCCUCAGGAGUCAUUUCUCGACCACAGCAUCGACAAGAUCAAUUCAUAUCGAAACGCCACUCCGGUUAAGGACGCCUCCGAUGGCGAUGAGGGAGACAGCCUCUAUUCUCAAGCGCUCUUAUGGAAGGCUGUCCAACACUUGCCCCGUCGGCUCUCUUUGGCAAGAAGCCUUUACCACUUCCGGAUACGUGUCCGAGACUCCCAAGCGCGGCUACCACCGACGGUCGAGGUGUCGACACCUCCUGAGUCUACGUAUCUCCACGUACGUUUACACUUCUACCCGCCAAUGUUCAUAUCACCCGCCCUCAGGUUGGCCCCACGCUUCCCCGUCCUCUUCCAACAGCCGCUGGCCUCGCAGUAUCGCCGCCGCCAAGUACUCCCUCGCCGUUAGCCCGAAAUCUACCGGCCUUGACAACCUGGUCAAGGCGUACAAAUCAAGAGGCCGGUAGGGUCCGGGCUAACGGCGAGGGAGUACUUCGCGGCGGCGAUGCUGCGAGGCCAGCGGCUGUUGGAAGAGGACGGAGGAAUCGGGGUCAACUUUAGUGAUAUGGUGAUCGGCGCGGAGAAGUGUGAACGCGUGUCAACACUUGUCCCUACAUGAUAACAGACGAGGUUAGCACGUAUUUCAUAUGUAUUGAAAGUCAUCACGCCAG
Molecule: messenger RNA, 912 nt
Organism: Cryptococcus amylolentus CBS 6039
Lineage: Eukaryota; Fungi; Basidiomycota; Tremellomycetes; Tremellales; Cryptococcaceae
Exons: 7
Coding region: 1-708 (235 amino acids)
Source: RefSeq, a predicted model, not a curated record